Talaromyces amestolkiae is the source of this 2082-nucleotide messenger RNA. RefSeq lists its product as uncharacterized. Bases 1 to 2082 code for a protein of 693 amino acids. Lineage: Eukaryota; Fungi; Ascomycota; Eurotiomycetes; Eurotiales; Trichocomaceae. The record is from RefSeq and is a predicted model, not a curated record. The transcript has 2 exons.
AUGGCGAAAGGACUCAUUGCUGGACUGGCGCUCGUGGCCAGUUCAUUUGUCCCCGGUGCUCUAUCGUUGACCAUCUCCUCCACAUCAACCAGUGCUUCUUCCCAGCCCAGCGUGCAAUGUAGCGCGGCUACUGCGUAUGCUGAUAUCGUCAAUCCAUCCUUUGAGGAUGGUACUACUGGUUGGACCUACACCUUUCCCGCGACUACCACCAGCUUGCACGCUACAAAUGGAUCAGACUCUUUGCUUCUACCAGGGCAAUUUUCGUACUGGAAUAUUUACCAGACGGUCACGGGUCUCCAGAUUGGGACAACCUAUACCACCUCGGUCGAUAUUCUCCCAUAUGUUAACCCAUCAUAUUCCGUUUCUCAGAGCUGCACCAUAUAUCUGUACCAUACGUCUCUCACAACAGGAAACUUGAUUUCGUACACAACUGGCCAACAUUUCGGCACCGCCGACGCCUGGUUUACACUAUCCGGUACAUGGACUCCAACGGCUGCCAGUGACCUAUUGGGACUUUAUUCGACCUGUUCACCUUAUCAUACCAAUACUCUAUUCAAUAUGUAUGUCGACAAUUUCCAGGCGACCUACGAAACCACGGCGUGCACUACCAUCACAAGCUCCAGCUCUAUCCAGACCUCGACUGCGGCUUCGAGCUCAAGCGUCAGUACUAGCGCUGUGGUUACGAUACCAGCCACCACGCCGGCAACGACACCUACCCCUUCUCCUAGCAGUGCUCCUGUCAUUCCUAGCUCCAGCGUUGCUGCCAGCUCCAGCGUUGUUGCCAGCUCCAGUGCUGUUCCCAGCAAUUCAGCGGUCGUUAUCCCAAUUUCAAUCCCUAGCUCAAGCAUUGUACCAAGCAGCUCAGCUGUUAUCCCCAGCUCAAGUGUUAUUCCCAGCAGCUCGGCAGUGGUGAUUCCAACCUCCAUCCCUAGCUCCAGUGCCGUUCGCAGCCCUACUCGUACACGCACUCCAUGCCGAACUUCGCGCUCUACCACUCCUGCUUCGAUCGCUAGCUCAAGCGUUGUACCAAGCAGCUCGGCAGUGAUAAUCCCAACCUCCAUCCCUAGCUCCAGCGCCGUUCGCAGCCCUACUCGCACACGCACUCCAUGCCGAACUUCGCGCUCUACCAAUCCUGCUUCGAUCGCUAGCUCCAGCGCUGUCCAGAGCAGUGGCACCUCCCCAGUCGGUCUUUCAACCAGCAGCACACCCACUCGCUCUACCCGUCCUUGCACAAAGAGUGGCACAAGGACUGGUACAUCCACUGGCUCAGCGGGUACCUCUACUGGUACAAUCUCCACCUCCAGCUCAAGCUCUACAGGCUCUGGAUCCUUGACGACCGUCACUACAAGCAUCGCUUCUGCUACUACCCUUGGCUCCACAACCUCAACAAUCUUCUCCACACGCACAAGCACCAUCACCGCCUGCCCAACGACUGUGACCGACUGCCCUGCCAGGUCAACCUCUGUUGUGACCGAGACUAUCGUGGUCUCAACGACUGUCUGCCCCGUCACAGCCACCGCGCAACCUACCGGUCCUGGCGGCGUGGAUGUCUCCACCUCUACGCUCGUAUCUACCCGUGUAGUCACGAUCACUGCCUGCCCGGCAACGGUCACUGACUGCCCUGCUUCCCAGCGUAGCACUUAUACUUCCACCGAGACCGUUGUCACAGGCACUGUUGUGUAUACAGUCACAGAAACCGGUCCUACCGGUACCGUUAUCCCUGCCCCUGGGACUGCCACUACCACUGUCCUCCCCGGAUCCAACCCAUCUCCUACAUCUGCCUCUCCAGCCCCCAGCGGCGUUUCCCCUGGAAACCCCCACACCAACUCCAACUCUAACCCCAACACAGCCAUCCAGCCCGCCUCCCCAUCAACCCUAAAAUCCUCCUCCGCAGUCCUUUCGUCUACCAAGACAUCUCUCGUCGCCGUCCCUACCACCGCCGCUGCUAGCAUCUCUGGCAGCUCGACGAAGACUACAUCUGCCGCUGGCGGUCUGUACACUGGUGCCGCCGCGCCACGAUUCAGCGUCGAUGCCGCUGUUGUCUGGGCUGCUAUUCCUGCCUUGGCUGUUAUGGCUUUGUAA